Tachyglossus aculeatus (Australian echidna) is the source of this 1493-nucleotide messenger RNA. It is a transcript of the gene TMEM192, whose product is annotated as transmembrane protein 192. The transcript is spliced from 6 exons. The record is from RefSeq and is a predicted model, not a curated record. NCBI's taxonomy places the organism in Eukaryota, Metazoa, Chordata, Mammalia, Monotremata, Tachyglossidae. The coding region runs from base 32 to 844 and encodes 270 amino acids. Gene Ontology annotation, cellular component: late endosome; lysosomal membrane.
UCCCCGGGUCCCCAGGGUGCGGAGGCCGGGGAUGGCCGGGCCCGCGGCGGGCGACGGCUCCUUGGACAUCACACAGAGUAUGGAAGAUGAGCCUCUUCUGGAUGAAUGGCUUCUCCAACAUGAUUUAUUACAAGCUUCUUUCAAACCCACAUUCCAAGCCAUUCCAACAGUUAUCUUAACAAAUCUCCUGUUGCUAGUACAUGUUAUAUUUGUUGUUUUAGCUUUUUUAAUAGAGAUUCUCUGUUCCUAUCCCAACCCAAAUGAGGACAAGUGUCCAGGAAACUACACCAGCCCUUUGAGGGUUCAGUCUGUUGUCAUCAUUGGGAAAAUAAUACUGUGGAUUCUGCACGUGCUUCUCGAACGUUACAUUCAGCACCACCACAGCAAAGUCAGAAAUAGAGGCUACCUCAUGAUCUACCGAUCCACAAGCCAUCUCAAAAGGCUCUCCUUAAUUAUACUCUCGACCGGCAAUGCAGCAGUUCUCCUCAUCUGGGCCAUUGAACAUUCUUUUCCAGAGCAUGCUAAACUCUAUCUGGAUUUUAUUUUGGGAGUCCUGGUCUUGGAGCUGAUUGGUUCUCUAAUAUGUGCAGGCAUUUACACAGUUAAAAUAAGAAGAUUUAACAAAGCCAAACUGAGACCUGAUAUAAUUGAAGAAGAGAAGCUGUAUGCCUACCCUAAUGAUAUUACCUCAGAGACUGGGUUCAGGACCAGUUCGAGUUUAGAAGAAAUCAUUGAAAAGCAAGGGGAUAUGAUUGAAUAUCUGAAGAGGCACAAUGCACUAUUAAGUAAACGACUACUGACUUUCACAUCUCCAGAUUCAGUGACUCGGGCAGUUAGAGUGUGAAGGUAUCUAAAGACAGCUUUAUGUUCAAGAGGAAUCUAAGCAGGCAAUGCAGAUGACCUUGGAAAAACAAUCACAGUUGAUUGCUGCUUUUAUAGAAUUUCUUUACAUAUGUAAUCUGUAUGGGAAGCUGAAUUUUGUUUACAUUUUUUCUGGUCUUGGUUUCUUUUCAAAAAUUACUGUUAAGCUUUUUAAAUUUUGUUUUGGUUUUUGAGCUGUGAAAUAUUUAUUCUACAGAAAAGGAUUGUUUACAUUCUUUUGAAUUGGUUUCAUGACUUUUCUUACAUUUAAAGGUCUGUACUUACAAGCUCCCCCAACUCUUCUGGAGACUCCUCAAAAAGCUGGUUGGCAUGAGGCAGUUUACAACGCCAGGUUGUUCCAGGUAGUUUUUAAAGAAGUGUGAAUCAAGCAAAUAAGCUAGUGAGAUUGAGUCCCUGCAGUUUUCUUGUGAGGAGUUUAAAAAUUCCCUGGGCUGACAAGUGAUCCUGGCCCAACUUCCAGGACAGCAAGCCGCUCUGCAGUAUGUCACACUUGCAGGAAACUUGUUUAGGGAACCAUGCUCACACCCACCUGUAAUCUUUCUGAGUCUACAGCUUAUUUCCCCCAGUGUGUAGCAAGAAACCCCUGCAAAUACUGGCUCAAGCUACGAACA